CAAAAGUGAAGUGUUUAUAGACAGAUCCAACAAUGGACUUCUCUGAAAAUACAUUCAAGAACUAUUACUACCCUGAAAAUAAAGAUGAAUCAAGCGAUGAAGAAGGUACAGCUGGUUUCAAAGUAAAACAGAUCCUCGCAAAGAAACGUUCAGGAAAUGAUAUCGAUAGCUUUUUCGAACGUCCUAAAAAGCAGAGUAAGAUCCUGAAACGGUCUUCGAUUGUAAGCAAAAGUUCGGAGGACGGUGUUGCAAACUUAUCAUCGGGGCAAGACGACGGAGCAUAUGCAUCCCAUUUUAUUAAAAUUGAGAUUUAUGAUGCACAAAAAAUUAAAAAAAUACCACCCAUGGAACAAUGGAAGCACGCGGACAUCAGAUUAAAAUAUUUUGCGUUGGAAGAUGAUGCAGAACUACAAAGUACGCGAAAUAUUAUAUAUAACAUUACAAAACAAUUAGCUUCUAAGGAUAGUUGUGUGAAAUAUUUUAUAGACAAUAAGAAACCGUGAUAUUUAUAAUUGUUAAUGAUAGUAGUAAUCUUAAGUUAUAGUGUUUAGGUAUUCUUAUCUUUCCUUAUAGUAACUUGAAUUCAUUUUCCUUGUAAGAGAUUCUUUUAAAAUGUUUUGUAAUUUCCGUAUGUCAUAAAACAAUAAAAAUGUUAAGAAAUAAAUAAUAUAAUAGCUUGAGAAAUUCGAAAAGUAACAUUUUUAAAUUGUAUACAAAAGUAUUAAGAGAUAACAAUAGCUUUUGUUAUCUUUCCUAGUUACGAGUUAAGUAGCUCCAUUUUUCUUUGUAAAAGAUUAUUUUGUAUUAUACCCAAUUACAACACGUUAUAAUUAGGUGAAUCCCUGGUGUUAUCUUUCCUGUUAAUGAGUAAAGACCAUUUCGCUGUAAAAGAUUAUCUUGCAUUGUAUCGCAAUACAACACGUUUUAAUUUUGAUAAUUUUUAUAUGGAAAGGUUGUUGUCCCCACUUUUAAAAAUAUAUACCCUUAUACCUGUUCUUAACUAUUUAAGUGAAAGACCUUCUUGUACGAUACCUCAUUUCAUAAUGGACUCUCUGAGCUGUGAUGUCUAUGACCCUGAACUUAUGAGACUCUGUGAAGAAAUAGAAGAAGAUGAAGAACUAUGUGAGGCUGCCCAACUUGUCAGUCAACUUCAUCGAGAGGCAUCUUCUCAAAUAGGACGUGGUAUUAAGAGGACCGCUGCAGUUUUGGAUGUGGAAAAAGUCGUAACAAAGAAACCUCGCCACACCCCAGCACCUUCUGAACCUGUAGCAUCGACCUCAUCCGCUGCACCAGCACCUGCCCCUGUAGCAUCGAGCUCAUCCGCUGCACCAGCACCUGCCCCUGUAGCAUCGAGCUCAUCCGCUGCACCAGCACCUGCCCCUGUAGCAUCGAGCUCAUCCGCUGCACCAGCACCUGCCCCUGUA
This is a messenger RNA of Leguminivora glycinivorella, 1424 nucleotides long. RefSeq lists its product as uncharacterized. The record is from RefSeq and is a predicted model, not a curated record. NCBI's taxonomy places the organism in Eukaryota, Metazoa, Arthropoda, Insecta, Lepidoptera, Tortricidae. The coding region runs from base 33 to 503 and encodes 156 amino acids. The transcript has 3 exons.